This is a messenger RNA of Nematostella vectensis (starlet sea anemone), 8299 nucleotides long. RefSeq names its product collagen alpha-3(VI) chain. Gene Ontology annotation, molecular function: protein binding. The record is from RefSeq and is a predicted model, not a curated record. The transcript is spliced from 20 exons. Bases 426 to 8021 code for a protein of 2531 amino acids. Lineage: Eukaryota; Metazoa; Cnidaria; Anthozoa; Actiniaria; Edwardsiidae.
CGUGGAUCUCUAUCGUACAUCAUAGUAGCCAUUGCAUGACUUAACGUCGGAGCCUUAGGAGAAAAAGGUUUCGCACAACAAUCUAUUAUCCGGUUAACUCCGCCCCAAAAAAAACAAGGAAUUCAGUAAGUGGUUCCGAGCGGUGUUUAUAACUUAGCGCGCACAGAAAGAAGCACCUCAAAAACGACAUAUCAGCCUUGUGAGAUAUUUUACUUGGUAUUUAUCAACGUGGUGUUUGCUUAACCUUUAUACCCUAGGACUUUGUGAUAUCUUUUGGUUGCAAAGGUACAACGAGCAAAACAUCUUUAACAGCAGGACAUCCAAAACCUCAACUUGACUUAGUGGCUUUACUCUACCUAAUUCAGUUGUUAUACGUAGACUUGGGUGAGCUGGUAGUCUAAUGAUGGGUAGCUGUUGAGUGCAUCAUGGCCUUCGUCAACUCUCGUCUACCUUUCGUCCCUCUUCUGCUGAACGUGCUUGUAUUCUCGUGGGCUAAAAGCGAGUGUAUGUCUCCUGUCGAUGUGGGGUUUAUUGUGCCUUACAGUGAAAACAAAGACAAUCUCAACAAUGCGAAAGCUUUCAUAGCCACAUCAUCGAGUCUGAUUUGUCUUCUCAACCCGAACGCACGUGUGGCGAUAAUAACAUACGGAUCCAAACCUCUCAGCUUUGCUGCUGGAGGUUUCCCAAACCCUGCUGGGCUCUUCACCAGAGAUACCGGAAGUUCAAGGUGGACGUUAACUUCCCCGACACUUGACACUGCUCUUGAACUAGCACACGACAGACUGUUUAGCGCAAGUGGUGCCGCGCGCAAGAGGGCAUUCAAAACACUAUUUGUCAUCCUAGACGGAGAAAUUGCUACUGAGACCCAGAAAAGGCUGAGCGACGUAUCUCUCACGUUGCGCCAUGCUCGAGUGCGCAUUGUCUUGUCCUGUAUAGGAGACGAAUCUGUUAGACAGAUAAGUCAUAGUUUUGGUGUUAAAAAUGGUGACAUCCUUACACUCAAAUCGUACGCGGAGCUAACUGAGGUCGUUUCGCUGCCACAAGAAAAGGCCUGUGAAGUUCCAAAGUCCUUUGAUCAAUGCUUUUACCACGCAGACAUAGUCUUUCUAAUAGACAACUCCAUAAAAGUAGACGAAAAAUUAUUCCAUGUUCAAAAGCGCACCGCAAUGGAGCUAGUGAGCGCUAUACAUGUCUCGCCAUCUACCAGUAGGAUCGCCGUCAUCGCCUAUAGUGAUACCGUAACGAUCCCCAUACCAUUCAACCAGAAGAACAACGCCGAAGAUUUUAUAGCUGCCGUUCAAAGCUUGACGCAAUCACCGAGUCGGGGUUUGAGUCGCAUUGAAGACGGUCUUCUUGCUACUGUGUUCGAAGUAUAUGGUUACCGUUACAAACCAAGAAAAAACGUACCGAAGAUUGCUGUGUUGUUUUCUGUUCGCGGUAACUGGGACACAGAUAAUUUUGGAUUCAUUCAGGAGGCGUCAGAAGCGUUAAAGAGAGCGCGGGUUCAGCUGCUUGCUGUAGAGAUAGGAAGUGGUGGAGAGAACCCGAGCAUAUUAGCCUCCGUUGUGGAGAAACCUGGUGACUAUGUGAAUAUGAGCCCUACUAGCGCUCCACAAGAUUCACAAAGAAAGAUAUCAGGACGGCUGUGCGAGCUAAUAGAUACCAAGAAAUGCUUCUCGCCGGUGGAUAUUGUUUUCAUCAUCGAUACAUCUUCAUCAAUUGGCUUACAUUUUGAAACUCAAAUAAAGUUCGUCAAGGCAGUUUUUGGCAUGUUCAAGCAUGGACCAAGCCGGAUCGCAAUCAUCACUUACGGUAAUGGUGCCCACAUCUUUCGUAGACUGAAGGCCUUCAAGCAGAAAGAAUUCCUGCAAGAACUUGACUCUUUACUGUAUGACCCACAUCAGCCAAGAGAGACCUCCAUACGCGAUGCUGUGGCACUUGGCGAGGAGGUCUUAUCGACAGGAGAGGAGUACUCCUCGCGUGUGAAAGUCCUUAUAACAUUUGUUGACCAGCUUCUUCGCGUAAAUGAUGGAUGGCGGAUGAGGGUUACAGAGAGGGGAAUCAAGGUGUUUUCAGUUAACCUAAGGAGUAAGGAAAGUACAUCAGAUAAACCUGAAACGGACACAAGUACGACACAUACUGCAGAAGUUGCGUCUCCCGUCGACUUGCCGUUAGUAUUGCCACAGUUUUUGAACCUCUUGUGUGAUCGUGCAGCUCCAAAGGAAUGCUUCCUGCCAGUCAACUUAGCCUUUUUAAUCGACACGCACUUCUUCAAUGAGAAUCACCAACAACUGAUGUUUGAAACUUUGAAAUCAUUCAUAAAAGAAGUUGCAAAAGGCCUUGGGUUAUCCAAAACCUUCAGUCGAUUGAUGGUGAUAUACUUCAAUCAAGAAGACACAUUUCUGGCAAUACGCUACAAAGGAAUCCGAGAUGACAAUCACCUGAACGAGGUUAUCGACCGUAUGGGUUACCCACCCAAGACACAAGGAAGCACUCAUCAAGGAUCACGGGUACGGUCUGCCCUGGACCUUGCCUUGUCAAUCAUGUGUGAUCCCAGACGGCCAGCCCCUCCAGGCCAUAUCGUCUUAAUGCCGACAAAUGACAUCGCACACGAUGAGGGCUUUGCUAGCACUGGCACGCGCAGUGUACGUUGUCACUUCUCGGUGGUCAACGCAUGGUCUGACGUUGACUUGCAACCUUUUAGAUCCCUGGUGUCAUCAAAUCAAGAUAUUCUCGAGUUGUCACAGGCGGAAGACCUCCCACUCUAUGUCCAUCGCUUGACAAAGCGAAUAUGUAGCCUAUCUUCCCCGACGAAAUCGCCUCACCCGGCUCACAUCGUUUUCGCCGUGCACACUUCUGAGCGCCCACAGAGUAGAAACAUAAAAAGGCUGUUGAACUUUGUCGCGGCCAUUGGUGCACGCUUUAGCAUAGCUCCCGGUGAAAGUCGUGUUGCUCUGAUCACCUUUGCCAAUGAUGCAAAUAUUAUUCUACCAUUUAACCACAGCUUAUCGGUACAUGACUUUACAACAGCCAUGGCAAGACAGUUGACAACAGGACACAGAUCUCGUUGGAGUCCCGUGCGUGUCGACAAAGUUUUAAAGGCAGCGUCGAAUAUGUUUGAUGACGGAGUUGGUCCAUACUCUAGAGUAGUUGUACUCAUAACAGAUCGCCCUUGGACGAGAAGCACUUACAUUUCUAAGGCCGUUGACAAAUUACGUGGUCAGGUCAAGAUAUUUGGAGUAGGGGUCAGACAGGUGCAUGCCGAUGAGCUAGCCGACUUGGUUGGGAGCAGAGAAGAUAUUCUUACGAGCCAGUCGUACAGGCUGUUAGAGGGAGCUGGCGUGCCAUUCGGUGAUACAGUGGUCAAGAAAACAGCCCCAAAGAGGUGCUACAAAUCUGCAGACAUUGCAUUUUUACUGGAUGCAUCUCAGAGCACGAGUGAGACCGACUUUAGAAAACUUAAGUGUUUCCUCGCCUCACUAGUGGAUAGUUUUCAAUUUGGCCAGAUGUUCAGCUUGGCUGGUGUCGUCACGUAUGGGGAGACGCCGCACAUCAGAACCAGGCUCACCACUGAUGUGGCACACAUGCUAGGUACCAUCAAGAGGUUAUCGCGUGAAAAAGGGCGUGGUUCUCUGAGCAGUGCUAUCCAACUCGCAGCUACUGAAUUCUUUACCAUAAAAGGUGGGUCGCGACAGGGACUCGCUAAAAUCAUCGUAGUGAUCACGAAUGGCCAAGGCUCGUAUGGUGACACGCCCCCUUAUAAGCAGGCGGCUUCCCUGCUACAGGACUCCGACAUCAAGAUGCUGGUUGUUGGGGUCGGACGUGGCAUCGAUCCUGACUACUUCCAGGGCAUAGUAGAGAGUGACAAGAGUAUUUUUCUGGUGGAUUCGAUCAACAACCACCAUUCAAGGUUGGAGGAAAUAACAAAUGCUGCUUGCAAAUUGUCAGGUUUUAUCCGUUGUCCAACUCCUGUCGACUUAGUAUUCCUUCUGGACUCUUCUGGAAGUGUUGGGCUUCAAAACUACCAAAAGGAGAAAAACUUCAUUAAAGACAUCGUCUCGAAACAAAAUAUUGGCAGAGAGCUCACACGAGUCGGCGUGGUAGUAUACAGCCACGAAGCGAUAGUUGCUAUUAAACUCACAGACUACAGCUCUACUGAAGACUUGAACAAAGCCAUCGAUGGUAUUGACUAUUAUGGUAAGACAACUAGAAUAGACAAAGGACUGAUGACCGCUGACCGGAUGUUGCUUACCACCGAGGGCGGCAAAAGAGAAGGUGUCCCUGCCAUUACGAUCUUGAUGACAGAUGGAAGGCAGACCCAAGACAACGAUGCCGUGUCCCCAAGGAUAGCAUCUUUACCAAUAAAAGAAAAAGGUGUCCAGAUUAUUGUGGUCGCUAUAGGAAGAUCACCGAGCGAUCGCGAACUGCUUCCUCUCGCUACGACCAAGGAGAACCUUUAUAGGGUUGCGACCUUCGAGCAGCUCAGCAAAACGGUGCAGCCACUAAGCAUACACAUUUGCAAGCAAAUUGAUCCAAAGUUGUGCGACAUUCCUACGGAUGUUGUUUUCACGGUGGACGCGUCUGAUGCCAUCUCUCUUGACGAACUUGAUCAAGUCAAGCUAUUUUUAAAGCGAAGCGCUCUUUCCAUCGGUAUCGGUGUAAGCAACCGCGUAGGUGUGAUAUCAUUUGGCCAAUCUGCCACUGUAGUCUCGACCCUUGGAAAAAGUUCCUCUUUAUUUGAGUUUUCACAAAUACUUGACGCCAACCUGGUCCAUCAAGGUGGCAAUUAUAGAUUUGAACAAGCUUUGGAGCUUGCCAAGAAGAUGUUUUUUCUUAAAGAUGGUGAUCCAUUCAGCGCUAUUGCGCCCAGGAGGAUAUGUGUAGUUACGGUCCAUGGCAACCAGUAUGAGAGCACGGACUACGAAGCGCUGGAGAGAAACCUACGGCUUCUGAGGCAGUACAACAUUCAAGUCGUCGUGCUUGGAAUUGGGAGAAUUCAUGCUGCGGACAUUCUCGAGAGUUUCUUUCAAGAUCAAGAUGACGUCCUGUUCGCUACGUCAUUCAGUGGAUUGUCGGCGCAAGUGGACAGAUUGACCAAGCGCGUUUGUAGGGAAUCUAAAACCCGAGAGGAAAGUAAUCCUACAGGAAUGGCGGACAUCGGCUUCGCGGUCGAUACGUCCUCAGACGUCUCCUACCACUGUAUUCAGAAGCAGCUUUCGUUUAUCAAACGGCUUGCGGCACGACUCAACGUAUCCCCGCAGCAGAGCCACUUUGCUCUUAUCUCAUACAGUAGUUUUGGGAGAGUUUUGGCUGGUUUUAGUGAUGAGCAGUCGAUGCGAGCAAUAGACGUGGCUGCUAAUAACUUGACUGAAUCGUACGAGGGAGGGGGGCGUCGUGUUGACCGCGCCCUUCGAGCCGCUAACGAUGUGUUUCGCGCAGACAGAGGGUUAAGGAAUUAUGUGCCAAAGUUUCUAGUGCACCUUAUUGGGGGCAAGCAAUCAUCAGGACCCGCUGCACGCAAGCGAGUUUCGUCCACCCUCACCAGCCCAGAAAUUCUCACGAUCAUCGUGUCAUUUGGUAACAUGGAGAAACACGAACUUCUCUCACUCGCAAAGAACCACGACGAUCCUAUACUCUCGUCUUCGUGCAAGUCUCUAGGUGACGAAGCGGACAGAUUAGCAAGCAAGCUUAAUAUGCUAAUGGAGACCAAGCCAUGUGAGGAGCCAAUGGACAUCGCCUUUCUUGUGGACUCGUCUGGAAGUGUGGGGAAGGCGAAUUUCGAGUUGCAGAAGCGAUUUAUCACUGAUUUCGUAGGAAACGUCUACAGGGAUGGGGCAGUCCAGGCGGCGGUCAUUACAUACAGUGACACUGCUAAGGUUGAGAUCCCCUUGUCAAGUCUAGACGAGGUCUCCUUCCCACAAAGACUCGGCAAUAUCACAUACAAGGGGUACGGUACACGAAUGGACCUGGCCUUGGGCGUUGCUAGCGACCAGGUCUUCACGGUAGCCGCUGGUUCCCGCCCAUAUUUACCACGUGUAUUAGUGCUACUUACAGACGGCAGACAGACACGUGCUCCUGGCUACAAGCCCCUCAAGACCGCCGUCCGCCCCUUGAAGAAGAAGCAGGUGAAGACACUAGCCGUUGGAGUAGGGCGUGGAAUUGACGCACGGGAGCUAAGAGAGCUUGUUGAUCAUGAUGAUGACAUGGUAAUGGUGUCCGACUUUGAUGACCUCAUGACAGCUGUUUACCCGCUACAUACCAAAUCGAGAGAAAUUACCAGCUUUGAUGUGUGCGCACUGCCGUUGGACAUCUCUUUCGUGAUUGGAUCAGAAGUCGCCAUCAGCGAGUCGGAGUUUGGUAAAAUUAAAGCCUUUCUCAGGGGUGUUACCAGAAGGUUCACCAUCUCCCCACAUGACACCACGGUCAGCGUGGUCAUGAUGACGGCAUUAUCCCCCCUCUUGCUUCAAACUAACCAUUCCACAACAAACGCGGCGUUCUCCCAAGCAAUCGAGAGUCUCGUAUAUACCAAAGGGCCUGUUGGUUUAAAAGAUGGGGUUUCUAAAGCCUCAGGACUGCUACUCGAUAGUGAGAUUACAAGGCGGGACGUCCCGAAGGUGAUUAUCGCCGUAACGAGUGCUAUGAUUGGCGAGGCGGAUCAAACAUCGUUACCACCUGUUAACGGUAUAGAAUUGAUAACAGUUCGGAUAGCACGAGAUUUUACAGGUCGAGAAGACAACGACGGAGUAAUGUCAUGCAAGUCUUACCAGGAAUUGCCUUGGAGGGCAAAUGAAGUGGCUACUGAAGCGUGUAAGCUGACAGAGACUCAAAAAUGCGAGAAUACAAUCGACCUCGGGAUAAUUCUCGAUAGUUCCGCUCCAUCCCCACAAGAUUCAGACAGACUCAAAUCCUUCAUCACGCAUCUCAUCAAUUCACUCUCACCUCCCCUGACGGGCACUAGGAUUGGCCUGAUAGUCAACAACACUCUACCAGUAUUACACGGUGGGUUUACCGAGCCAACUAAUAUGGGAACGCUACAAGCCGUCCUCAAGGGGAUUAAGUACAAUGUCGGCGGCUAUCGUCUGGACGAGGCGUUAGACAUGGCAACCUCCCGCUUACUCGACGGUACCGCCAUCCCUCGCAGCACCAGGCGUCUUAUUCCUAAAGCUAUUAUUUGUAUCAUGGACGCAAGCAAAGCUAUACAGACCGCGGUACAGGCCCUUCGUAGCUCCGUGAGGCCGCUUCACGAUGCUGGGGUACAUGUGUUUGUCGUCAGCGUUGGUGCCUCUAAAGACCCUAAGAACCUCAUUGCAUCGUUGCUGACGAGGAAAAGACAUCAGUACACCGCGCCCUUGUAUUCAGACCUGGUAACUAAAGUGGGAAGCAUCUCAAGAGAUUUGUGUCUCAUAGGAGAUUACCCACGAUGUCCCGUUGCCGUGGUCGACAUCUGUUUUAUUCUGGAUGCGUCUGGUAGCGUCUCUCCCAUCGACUUUAAACAACAGAAGGCCUUUGUCAAGGCGCUUGCCAAAACAUUCCUCAUUUCGCCCGAGAAAACGCGUGUAGCAAUCCUAUCUUUCAGUACCAUCGCGAAGCUUAACAUCAAGCUAACCGACUUUUAUGACUAUAAGGCUUUGACAAAAGCCGUGGAUAAGAUCCCAUAUAUGGGAUUUACCACUCGUAUUGACCGGGCUCUGCUCACUGCUGCCACCAGGGUGUUUGAAUACCGAUCGGGGAUGAGGGUGAACUCCAAGCGGGUGCUCGUGUUGCUCACGGACGGGCAGCAGUCAAGGUCAAGGUCAAGGUCUCGACACGCCCUACCACCCAGACACGCGGAGGACAUGUUAAGGCGAAGAGAUGUCCGGGUUUUUGCGCUCGGGAUAGGCGAUGCCGUCCGUAAGCGAGAGCUACGCACUAUAGUCAAACAUCCUGAUGACUUAUAUAUGGUGCCUUCUUUUGAAGACCUUAGCGCCAUCGGACGGCAGUUGGCGAGUGUGGUGUGUAGUUACGUUAAACCAAUGUCGUGAGUGCAGUUGGGCAGAGUUUUUUUUUUUGGAUCAUGCAUUAUUUAAAAUACUAUGGUUUCUAAGGUGAUCGAAUCUGUGCGUUAUAUACUGUACACCCAAAUACUCAGUUCAUGCACAAAAACAAGUACAAAAUUUUUCUUAGGCUUAUAUAUUCAACAAUUAGACUACGAUUUCGAGUCAAUAGAUAGUCUCGCGCAGCCUUGAAAACGAGUAGUCUAAUUGUUUUAGUAUAAAUCCACUCACAUACUCUUUUAAAUAAAUGACGAUUUUAAUAUGAA